Messenger RNA from Brassica napus (rape), 860 nucleotides. Its product is annotated as monothiol glutaredoxin-S9. The coding region runs from base 365 to 673 and encodes 102 amino acids. The transcript has a single exon. NCBI's taxonomy places the organism in Eukaryota, Viridiplantae, Streptophyta, Magnoliopsida, Brassicales, Brassicaceae. Gene Ontology annotation, cellular component: cytoplasm; nucleus. The record is from RefSeq and is a predicted model, not a curated record.
UUACUAAUAUCAAAUAAAAAAAAAGAAACAAAAUUUUGAUUUGGUUCACAAUAAAGUCACUUUGAUGUACUUGGGGAACCUUAUGGACGAUCUUCUGUGAUCUCUUUUUGGUCUCAACAUUCUUUUCAUCUUCCUUUGUUUUGUUAUAAAUAGCCUAUGAUUCAAGAAACUCAAGUCUCAGGCAACACUGAGCUUGAUACUAUAGGAUAUACAACAACAAAAACUCUUUUCUUCACCCAAAAGCUAGGUUUAUUUCAUGGGCUUUUGGUUUUAAAUAUCUUUCAAUCUACAAGAGAGAAAGAAUUUUGUUUCUUCUUCUCCAAGAAACAAGCCACAGAUUGACUGAGACUUCCUUUAAGAAACCAUGGAUAAAGUUGUGAGAAUGUCUUCGGAUAAAGGAGUGGUUAUAUUCAGCAAGAGCUCGUGUUGCAUGUCCUAUGCGGUCCAGGUCCUCUUCCAAGACCUCGGGGUUCACCCGACUGUCCAUGAGAUAGACAAGGACCCUGAUUGUCGUGAGAUAGAGAAAGCCCUAAUGAGGCUCGGGUGUUCCACACCGGUCCCAGCCAUCUUUGUGGAUGGGAAGCUCGUUGGUUCGACCAAUGAAGUCAUGUCGAUGCACCUUAGCGGCUCGCUGGUUCCGCUGGUUAAGCCAUUUCAAGCUAAUCUAUGUUAAAAUGUGUUCUAACUUUCUAAACUAAACAUAUAAUUCAAUAAGAAACAAUCUAAAUCACAAUCUAAUAGCCGAUGCAAGUAUGCAACCUUUGUAAUGUAGCUUUAUAAAUAUUGUUUGUUUGUAAUUUCAUUAAAGUGAUCCUGUAAUAAUUGACUAGUUUAAGCUUUUAUGGUAAUAUUUCAGGGAA